Messenger RNA from Mycena indigotica, 1044 nucleotides. RefSeq lists its product as uncharacterized. The record is from RefSeq and is a predicted model, not a curated record. Lineage: Eukaryota; Fungi; Basidiomycota; Agaricomycetes; Agaricales; Mycenaceae. Bases 1 to 1044 code for a protein of 347 amino acids. The transcript has 4 exons.
AUGCCACCCAAAACAGCCAAGAAGACGACGACGACCAAAAGGAAGUCUUCCCAGUCGGAUCGCGCCUCCAAUAUCGAGCACGACGCGUCAACGCCAACUGCGGCAACGUCGGGCCCAACCCAGCCAGCGAAGAAGAAGGCACGCGUCUCGGAUGCGACUGGUACCGGUGUCGUCGUUACAAAAGCUGCAGGUCAGGAGAAAGAGGCUACUGCCAAUACAGGAGACAAGCGCAAACGCGCUGAUUUUGUCUCUAAUGCUUUCCCAGGUGGGAACUUUGACCUUUACGCUAUGGCUUUGCCCUUCCUGCGUACUGCGCUCCAACCCCCUGGGGGCAAAAAGCUCGACUACCCCGCCUUGCGCCAACUCAUCGCCGAAAAGCAAUCCAAAAACGACAAGUCUGGUAAAGUCGCACUGGCCCUCCCGUCUGCAGGGAACGGCUAUGGAAGGUUCUCUUCUAACGCGUCACGGUAUUGCGACCCGAUGGAGGAGAUGCCAUUCGACAUUGGUCUAGCAUCAGUUCGCAAAGUCGAUAGUGUCACAUUUUCAACGUCUGAGCGGGCGUUAUUUUGGCCAGAGGCGCCUGCCUCUGGCCCAGGGCUCGAAGGGGGGCUAACUCUCUUGGAACAGAGCUGUGGAAUCGACAGCCUCACAGGCUCGUUCAAGCUUUGCACUGUCCCAAUAUUCACGACUAGCAACCCAAAAGAUGCGAUGUAUGCUGGUGUUCUCUCUUUCGACGUUCGAUACGGGUCAAUAUACCGGCGCAAACAACAUGGACCCGGUCAAAAAGACGCGUUCGGGUUCUGGGCGGUGCCUGCUCUGGACACUGACAGCAGAAAACUGAAGACGGAUGGAUUGGCCCAUCUUGCAACCAAGACUGUCAGUUUUACUGCUGCCAGUUCGGAUUUCGUCGAUCAUCAAGUUGAAGAGGCUCUCGCUGCUCUCGAUGAUUCCCGAUUCGAUUUCGAGUUUGACGACGAAUCUGGGUCUGACGAUGAUGAGUAUGGGUACUUUGGAGAACGCCAUCGAUUUGGGGCCUACUAUUAG